CCAUGUGAUCGUCUAUACGGUACACCCGGAACCAUAGAAUAGUGAGAGAGGGCAAGGGGAGACCAUGGAAGCAGAGGCCAUACUCGCUGCACUGAUCCCUUCUUGGAGCUCCGUCAUUCUGCUGACCUUCUACUUGGGCUACCUGGCAGUAGCUGGAUUUAUUCUUCCCGGCAGGGUUGUGCCCGGAGCCAUUCUGCCAGACGGCACAAGACUCCACUACCGAUGCAAUGGUCUGGUAUCAUUAUUGAUGCUGCUGGCACUCCUGGGGACUGGAUUUUACAUGAAAUGGAUGUCUCCUACGGUCAUAGCAGACAAAGGUGUCGAGCUACUGUCAACAACCUUUAUGUUCAGCCUCUUUGUUUCUUUGGUGCUUUAUGCUGCUGGCUUAAAGUCCUGUAGUCAGUCUUCCUCUUUGAAAGCACAUGCCACAGGAAACUUUAUUCAUGACUGGUGGUUUGGCGUACAACUCAAUCCCCAUUUUAUGGGAAUUGACCUCAAAUUCUUUUAUGUGAGAGCUGGAAUGAUGGGAUGGUUAUUAAUCAAUCUCUCUCUAUUGGCGAAGAGCUAUGUAACUGGCACUGCAAACCUUUCAGUCAUCCUUUACCACCUUUUUUGUGCGUUGUAUAUUACAGACUAUUUCUUCUUUGAGGAAUUGAUGACCUCCACGUGGGACAUUAUUGCAGAAAGGUUGGGUUUUAUGCUGGUCUUUGGAGAUCUAGUUUUCAUCCCUUUCACAUUUAGUAUUCAGGGUUGGUGGCUUUUGAAAAACAAAGUGGAGCUAACAAAAGUUGCAGCUAUAGCCAAUUUCUUGACUUUUAUCAUUGGUUAUUUAGUAUUCAGAGGAGCCAACAAGCAGAAACAUGUAUUCAAGAAGAACCCUAAAGCUCACAUAUGGGGUAAACCACCAAAAGUUAUUGGAGGAAAGUUGCUUGCUUCUGGUUACUG
Molecule: messenger RNA, 945 nt
Organism: Elaeis guineensis (African oil palm)
Lineage: Eukaryota; Viridiplantae; Streptophyta; Magnoliopsida; Arecales; Arecaceae
Source: RefSeq, a predicted model, not a curated record